GCUCGCGGAAAAAUGAGUUUAAUAAACAAAGUUGCGAUAGUUACUGGAGCCAGCUCUGGCAUAGGAGCUGCUAUAGCUGAAAAGUUCAGCAAUGAAGGAGCACAAGUUGUUAUGGUUGGACGAAACGAAAAGAAACUCGCUGCUGUAGCCGCAAAAUGUAAAGAACCUUUAUUAAUCAAAGCAGAACUCGGCAACGAAGACGACACAGUGAGAAUCAUAAAAGAAACACUUAAACGAUUCGAUAAAAUAGACAUUUUAGUUAAUAACGCUGGAACAAAUGUUAUGGGCAGUAUUUUAUAUGGAGAUCUAUUGAAAUCGUAUGAUGAAGUGAUGAAAAUAAACUUCCGUGCGAUCGUGCACUUGACGCAACUAGCCGCGUAUGAGCUGAUAAAAACUAAAGGAUCGAUAGUCAACAUUUCGAGCAUAAACGCUCAGCAACCAUCGCCAGUACCUUUUUUGAUGAUGUAUUCAGCUUCGAAGGCUGCAUUAGACCAUUUUUCUAAAGACGUGGCUAAGGAAUUAGCUCCCUACAAAGUAAGAGUCAACGUUAUAAGCCCUGGACCGGUGCGAACUGAUAUUUUGGAAAAUACAAAUGCUCCUAUAUGUUGGGAGGACGUGCCAAAACAGACAGCACUAAAUAGAGUGUCUGAAGCAGUUGAGAUUGCAGAACUUGCGUUGUUUUUAGUCAGCGAUAAAGCUAUAGGAAUUACUGGUUCUAUCUUUGUGGCCGAUAAUGGAGAAUUGCUGAAAAAAUAAUAUUUAUACAAAACUUUAGAUAAUUCAAAUGCAUAGAUAGUGCAGUGUAAUGUGAUAAAAAUUAAUUAUAUUAUGGUAAAGAAAUAUAAUGAAUAAUAUAGCUACGUAGUACCUUACCAUAGUGGCGGUAUUGAUAUAAAUAAUAAUAAAUACAAAAGUUGGUUAGGUACUAAAAUUUGUUGGAAGCAAAUUAACGAAAAUGUGGUAAAUAAUGUUUGUGUGCGUUAUCAAUGUUUGAACGCAUUUAUGUAAAAAAAAUAUGUCUGAAGGACACAACUUCCUUUACCUAAAUAUUAAGUUUUCCAUACACUAAGAGCCAAACUCAAUAUUA
Colias croceus (clouded yellow) is the source of this 1087-nucleotide messenger RNA. RefSeq lists its product as uncharacterized. The transcript has a single exon. Lineage: Eukaryota; Metazoa; Arthropoda; Insecta; Lepidoptera; Pieridae. Bases 13 to 756 code for a protein of 247 amino acids. Gene Ontology annotation, molecular function: oxidoreductase activity. The record is from RefSeq and is a predicted model, not a curated record.